CAUCUCAAUGCAUCAUCAUCCUAUCACUACUACUGUUUAACAUGAUGAUGAGACCCAUGAGAGUUGGUUUAGCAAUGGCACUACUGCUCAUGACCAUAACCGUUCUUACUACCAUAGCCACAGCACAGCAGCAAGAGGACCAGCAACCACCUCCACCGAUGUUGCCAGUGGAAGAAGUGGGAAUGUGCAGCAGAACAUUCUUUUCGGCUCUGGUUCAGCUGAUACCGUGUAGAGCAGCAGUGGCUCCUUUCAGCCCGAUCCCACCAACGGAGUCGUGUUGCGCUGCGGUUGUCACACUUGGUCGUCCUUGUCUUUGCCUCCUCGCCAAUGGACCUCCACUCUCAGGCAUUGACCGAUCCAUGGCUCUUCAGCUUCCUCAGAGAUGCUUUGCUAAUUUCCCUCCUUGCGAUGUCAUUAACUAGAAAGUCAGUCGUAUAGGACCCCCCACCUAUCAGCCUUCUUUCUUUCUUUCUUUUUCAUUUACCUUUUCGCUGAUUAGUGUAUUAUGUGGUCUCGGACUUGCAAAACAUUAAUAAAGAUAAUGAAAAAUUCAAGUCAUUUCCAAUAA
Raphanus sativus (radish) is the source of this 568-nucleotide messenger RNA. Its product is annotated as putative lipid-transfer protein DIR1. The record is from RefSeq and is a predicted model, not a curated record. Lineage: Eukaryota; Viridiplantae; Streptophyta; Magnoliopsida; Brassicales; Brassicaceae. Gene Ontology annotation, molecular function: fatty acid binding. The transcript has a single exon. The coding region runs from base 42 to 422 and encodes 126 amino acids. Gene Ontology annotation, biological process: systemic acquired resistance.